Messenger RNA from Ostertagia ostertagi, 261 nucleotides. The record is from the annotation of a GenBank genome assembly. NCBI's taxonomy places the organism in Eukaryota, Metazoa, Nematoda, Chromadorea, Rhabditida, Trichostrongylidae.
AUGGCGCCUUUGCGCAAGCGUUAUCCGCCACGAUAUAAUAUGGGUCUUUGUGAGGCCAAAUUUGGCAAAGUCACAGUAUUCAUUGGUUAUCUAGAAAACGUCCUCAGAGGAGAGAAGUUUCGUGUGGCACAAGAUACGAUCAAAUGCUACUUGAAAGGUGUUAAUUACAAGUUGAUGACGGUCAAUUUGGAAAAUGAUGAGCGAACAAGGAAGCUGUGCUACAAAUAUAACGACGUAAUGAUAAAAUCUUUUAACGUUUGA